UAGUGUUUCGAACGACCAACUGUUUGGAGCAGCACCUUUUAUUAUCGGGAAAGUUGACAAUAUGUUGAGUUUGGGGAGCGGGGUUGGGAAGUCUGCCAAACCGUCAUUUGUUUCGUAUGUCACUCCCGAGGAGAUCAAGUCAGAGAAGGAACCGUCCAGAAAAGAGAAUCUUCCUGUCUUGUUACCAGGUGAGGUGGUGUUCUGCAGUGCCAGCACUGUGCUCAGGUUCACGCAGGAUGACCUCUCUCAGCGGGGCGUGUUCGGCACGCUCCUGUGCACCAACUUCCGAGUGUCGUUCGUCAGUGACGAGCCAUCGGCGGAGAAGCCCCAGCACUUCAACAACAAGCUGUAUGGAGAAAAUGAUAUUCCUCUAUCAUGUGUGGACAGCAUCUACGGAGAAAAGAAAAAAAAGAGCAGGGUUGUCACGGCGCCCGUAUCGUCCCCGGCAGGUUACGAGGACAAGAAGAAGCUGAUGACGGGCAGCCUGGUGAAGAACAAGUACCCCUCCAAGAUGAUCAUCCACUGCAAAGACCUGCGAGUCUUUCACUUCACACUCACCUUCUGUAAAGAGGAGGACUCCAAACGGAUCUUCCAAGGCAUCAUCCACCACUGUCUGGAGCCCAAGUCACUCAAGUGUGUCUUUGCCUUUUCCUACUGUGAGAAGACCUCGUGUCCUGAGAAGCAGAGGAAGGAGAGGACGCUGCUGUUCGACAGCAUGGAGGACUGGGCGCAGGACAUGAGGAGAGUGAAGGGAACCUGCCGGCUUGUCACGGAGAACACCAGCUUUCAGCUCAGUCCAGAGUUACCUCAGGUGUUCAUCGUCCCAUCAGAUGUUGCUGACGAGGACCUGACUGCCUUCCAGGGAAAAGGACUACCAAUGUGGUGCUGGUCUCACCACAGUGGAUGUGCUCUGUUUAAAACGUCCUCCCUGCCUGUGCUGCCCGAGGACACCCUCUCCCAGGCCUACAUGGACAGGAUGUUGACAGCCGUGGCGGCGAACUACCUGUACUCUGUGAAGACUGAAGACCUGUCUGACACGCUGCCCUCCCUGCAGGACGUCCAGCAGUCAUACAACAAGUUCAAGCACUUCUUCCUCAUCGACAAUACAACAGAGUUUUGGGUGUCGGAUGUGAAAUGGUUCUCCUCUCUGGAGAGCUGUGGCUGGUUGGACAUCAUCAGGCAAUGUCUGCAGAAGUCUGUUGAAGUGGUUGAGUGCCUGGAAAAGGAAAAUUCUAAUGUUCUUAUAAUGGAGGAGGGGGGGACGGACCUGUGCUGCAUCGUGUCCAGCCUGGUGCAGCUGAUGCUGGAUCCUUUCUACAGGACCCUCACAGGGUUCCAGAGCCUGGUGCAGAAGGAGUGGGUGGCAGGUGGACACAAGUUCCUGGAUCGCUGCAACCUGCUCCAGCUCAAAGACAAGGAGAACCAGGCUCCAGUGUUCCUGCUCUUCCUGGAGUGUGUGUGGCAGCUGCUGCACCAGUACAGCCAGGCCUUCCAGUUCUCUGAGACCUACCUGACCGUGCUGUCAGACAGCACACACGUGCCGCUGUUCAGCACCUUCCUCUUCAACUCCCAUCAUCACAGGGCCACCUUCCUCAGGUGUUGGCAGGCAGAGUUGCCUCAAGCACAAAGAGGCCCUUUGAACUGUCCUCCAGUGUGGGACUGGUCGGUGCAGUUUGACUGCAAGGCCCAAGAUCUCUUCAUUAACCCUCUGUACACCGACAAGUCCAAACAGGACCGGGCCACCAGAAAGACACACAGGCCUAAGCACCAGAGGCAGCUGUCCCUGCCCGGCUGUGCCUUCAAAACCCCUCCCAAGAAGGGCUUCUUCAAGGACGAGACGGACAGCCUGAAGAAGAUCCUGCGCGUGCGGCGGGUCAGCCGCUGGAUGCUGUCCCCCGACUCCCCCCAGCCUCCCUCCUCCCUCAGGGAGUUCUACGCCUGCUGGCUACGGAGGCCCCUGGACCCCCACGGCCUGCUGCUGCCCUGCCUGACAGGGCCCUCCGUGGGGGUCUGGAUGCAGCGCUACCUCCGCUGGAUCCACGAGGUCCAGAUCUUCGGGGGCGGCCCGGUCACCGUGCUGAGUAAGGUCGCUGAUCUGCUUAGCGAGGUGCAGGACCUGCAGAGGGAACUCCAACAUCGCUCCUGCAGUACCGCCUCCGACCACCGCAACAACAGCACCGCCUCCGACCACCGCAACAACAGCAUCACCUCCGACCACCGCAACAACGGCACCGCCUCCGACCACGGCGCGGCGAGGGGCAGGGUGCUGGGCGAGGCUGGCUCGAUGGCUGCCAAGAAUGUUGUGCAGCUGUCGUCGUCCUACCCCUUUGUGACGCACAGGAACUGGUCCUUCAAGCCAGCCAUCCCCAGCAGCCUGCUGCAGGGGCUGCUGGUGUCUGGGCCCCUGGCCGAGCAGGACGACGAGCCCGAAACUCUGGUCUGAGGGCCAGAGCCACACCCUCCUGGGGGGCAAAGCCACGCCCUCCUGGGGGGCAGGGCUAUGCAGUGGGGGUAGGGUUGAUUUUGUAACUUGAUAAAUUGUGUUGUUGGUUUUUUUUCACCUUUUGGAUAUUGUGGCAGUCCAACACCACUUUGAUCAGGUGGGGGUUCUGCCUCAGGAAUACAAAGGUCAGAAAGGUGUUUUUCCCCUACUGUAUGAAGAUGUCACACACAUGACAUGUGAAGGCCCUCUGAGGCAUUUGGGUAUGAGCCAGAGUGCUCAAAAUGCAGCGAUGCAAUCCAAAGUUGGCAGGGUUAUCCAGAACAAGAAGUUUCAUGUAGCACUUGAAAGUUACUUAAAAUUACAAUUUUGCCUAAGUAGGGUACACACACACACAAAGAUCUUUCCCAUGUUUUUGGAUGGAGUACUGUGGACAGAUGUGAAAACUUCGAUAAUGCCCACUUUUAAUAAGAAAGCCUAGAAACAACAUGCAAGGUGUUACAACCAUUACUGCUGAGAUGUGCUGCUUUAUUCUUUGAGCCAGGGAACCAGAAGCAACAAGCCAAAAAGUAUGUUGGAGCAAAUGAGACCAAUGUGGUUCUGGACUGCACUAGAAAGGGACUUUUUUCACCUAAAAAAAAUGACUUCUUUGACAUUCUGUAAUAUGUAUUUUGCCUACAACGAUGUUUAUGUGGCCUUGAUUGUUUCAGGACAUUGUCAGUCUUCUUUCCAGAGACUUCCAAAGAAGUCAAAUGUUGUUGAGGUCAGAGUACUGUUCUGAUAUGUUACUUGGAUGGUAUCCGAUUGAAAACUGUGUUUUUAUGGUAUAAAAAAAACGUUCUUCUAAGAUUUUUUUUCUUUUAAGUUGUUGAAAUUGAUUUACUGAAGAGCAAUACAGCUUAGUGCCUAAAGUCAUUGAUUUCAUUAAAUGUGGUGGUAAGGGUAAAAAGAUCAAUAUUGAACAGCCUCUUGAUAAUGGAUUGAGAAUGAUUGUGUACAAGUGUACUCAGAUUUAAAAUGUUUAUUUGAUGUUGGCAGUUGGUAAGAGCCAUCUGCUGGCUGCAAAAAUAACUGCCUUUUACAAGAAGAAUGAUUCCACAGAGUUUUAUAAAUAGAGUCGUUUUAGGACCUGGGGCCUGUUCCAUGAAGCGAGUUAUUGAAUAAGCUAGGCGUUGGUCAGAGUACAUCUAUACUUGUUAAUCGUCACUAAGGUGCAUUAUCCCUGUCAAGAUGUUUUGAAGCUGUGGAACUAGUUUAUGUGAGGGUGUCAGUGUGUGUCCAUCAUGGGGGGGGGGGAUUAGAUCCUAUUAACAAACAGGAAACAUUGUUAAGAAUGUUUAAAGGUGAAGCCAUUAGGUGUAGUACCUGUUACAGAUUUCUAAUUCAUGAUUACCUUGCAGACUGAGUACCUUUACAGAAUCAUCCUCGUCUCAUGUAUACGAUAAAUGUCACCAUAUUAUCAAGUUUUUCACAUAUAUAGGUAUUUACCUUUUUUGUUGUAAAUGUAUAUUUAUCAAAUUUAUUGAAACAAACAUUGAAGUAUAAGUCAGUUUGUCUUUUUUUCUUUUUUCAAGCAGGUGAGACUAAUGGAAAUACUGUCUUCACUGAUCAAUGUUGACACAUUUACCAUGUUCUUGUAUAUACUACAGAUAUUGACAUUUCAAUAUGUAGACUUUCUCGGACCAAAACUGUUGUAUUCUUUAACCUGUCCUUGAUGCAUUUGCCUUUAGCUUCAGCUAGCACUGAAAUCCAGAAAAGGAAGGACAACAUUGUUUCUGUUAUUUCACAGAAAGUGUAUCUUUUAUAUGUCUCUAUAUAACUUCCUGCACUACUGAUGUCAUAUACUGAAAUUCACAUUUAAAUUGCACUUUUUUGCACUAAUACUGCAAAUGGAUCCAAAUUACCAGAUAGGCAUGACUACAAUGCUAAUGAUUGCUCCCUUGGAUUGCAGACGCUAAUUCUAUGAUUAAAGAGUUUUGCGUUUCACA
Messenger RNA from Hypomesus transpacificus, 4428 nucleotides. RefSeq names its product myotubularin related protein 12 (gene mtmr12). The coding region runs from base 62 to 2443 and encodes 793 amino acids. The transcript has 16 exons. The record is from RefSeq and is a predicted model, not a curated record. Lineage: Eukaryota; Metazoa; Chordata; Actinopteri; Osmeriformes; Osmeridae.